CCAACCUCAGGCUCUCUGCUCUGAGAAUGUACGGCUAAACCUGAUUCAGUCUGCCUGCCAUGUGACACAUUAUCCUUGUGAAACUGUGGAAUUAUUUGAAAAGGAAGAAGGGAUGAAAAUGCCUUCUUUCUUAAAGGUAGCCUUAUAGUCCAGGGCUUACAAUACUGGUUUAAUGGUGAAGACCCUAGAGCAAGACUUGAGAGGCCACUAGUGCCAAUGGACUCUGUGGACAAUGGUCACUUCUCCAAGGAUUCCAUAAAAGCCUGUCGUGGUAAAAGAGAUUCAGGGCAGAGGGAAUCUCCACCACAAAGUGUGGUACCAUUUCCCAGAGGAGCCAAAUGGAUGAGAAGCCUUCCACCAGGAAAAGUCCUGAAUUCUGUUCGUUACGCUAUGGACUGGCUCUCAUCAUGCACUUCUCAAACUUCACCAUGAUAACCCAGCGUGUGAGUCUGAGCAUUGCAAUCAUUGCCAUGGUGAAUAGCACUCAGCAGCCUGGUUUAUUCAAUACCUCCACAGAAAGACCUCUUGCAUUCACCUUCAAUCACUCCAACAGAUCCAUCAAGGAAUUUAAUACAGCAGAAGUCUCUGUAUAUGAAUGGAGUCCAGAAACUCAGGGUAUCAUCUUUAGCUCCAUCAACUACGGGAUAAUACUAACUCUGAUCCCAAGCGGCUAUUUAGCAGGGAUAUUUGGAGCAAAACAGAUGCUUGGUGCUGGUUUGCUGAUCUCCUCCCUUCUCACCCUCUUUACACCACUGACUGCUGACUUUGGAGUGAUUCUGGUUAUUGUGAUUCGGACAGUCCAGGGCAUGGCUCAGGGUAUGGCAUGGACAGGUCAGUUUACAAUUUGGGCAAAAUGGGCUCCCCCACUUGAACGAAGCAAGCUCACCAGCAUUGCGGGAUCAGGGGCAGCAUUUGGGUCCUUCAUCAUUCUCUGUGUGGGGGGACUAAUCUCCCAGGCCUUGGGCUGGCCUUUUAUCUUCUACAUUUUUGGUAGCAUUGGCUGUGUCUGCUGUCUCCUGUGGUUCACAGUGAUUUACGAUGACCCCUUGCAUCACCCAUGCAUAAGCAUCAGGGAAAAGGAACACAUCGUGUCUUCACUGGUUCAACAGUCCAGUUCUCCUAGACGAUCUGUCCCCAUAAAGUCUAUGGUCAGAUGCCUACCACUUUGGGCCAUUUUCACGGGGUUUUUCAGCCAUUUCUGGUUAUGCACCAUAAUCAUAACAUACCUACCAACGUAUAUCAGUUCUGUGCUCCGUGUCAACAUCAGAGACAGUGGGGUUCUGUCCUCCCUGCCUUUUAUUGCUGCUGCGAGUUGUACAAUUCUUGGAGGUCAGUUGGCAGAUUUCCUCCUGUCCAGGAAUCUUCUUAGAUUAAUCACUGUCCGAAAACUCUUUUCAUCCUUAGGGCUCCUCCUUCCAUCACUGUGUGCUGUGGCCCUCCCUUUUGUGGCUUCCAGUUACACAACAACCAUUAUUUUGCUGAUACUUAUUCCUGGGACCAGUAACCUGUGUGACUCUGGAUUCAUCAUCAACACCUUAGAUGUUGCCCCCCGAUAUGCAAGUUUCCUCAUGGGAAUCUCAAGGGGAUUUGGGCUCAUUGCAGGAAUCAUCUCUUCCACUGCCACCGGAUUCCUUAUCAGUCAGGAUUCUGUGUCUGGUUGGAGGAAUGUAUUUUUCCUAGCUGCUGCUGUCAACAUGUUUGGCCUGGUUUUUUACCUCACAUUUGGACAAGCAGAAAUCCAGCACUGGGCCAAAGAAAGGACUCUCACCCGUCUCUGAGGAUAUAGUUGCAAACUUAAAUGUAGUACUUUGCAUUAACUUUUCAACAUUUUUUUACUUAUUGUUAUUCUUGGCCACAGACUUGGCAGUUCUCAAUUUUGGUUGCAUGUUCAAUUUCCCUGGGGAGUCUCUAAAACAUUCAGGUGAAUGGGAUCUACUUCAGAGAUUCUGAAUGAAUUGGUCUGGGGUACAGCCCAGAUAUCACUAGUUUUUAGACACUUCCCAGUAUUUGUAACACACACCCAGGGUUUACAACUGCUGGGAAAACCUGAAACAUUAAUCUUGUUGCCUUUGAAUUUUCCUUUUUGGAAAGAACUAGAAAAAUAAAAAUCUGUGAGAAAAUAA
Bubalus bubalis (water buffalo) is the source of this 2123-nucleotide messenger RNA. It is a transcript of the gene SLC17A2, whose product is annotated as solute carrier family 17 member 2. The transcript has 13 exons. Gene Ontology annotation, biological process: monoatomic anion transport; transmembrane transport. The record is from RefSeq and is a predicted model, not a curated record. The coding region runs from base 339 to 1778 and encodes 479 amino acids. Gene Ontology annotation, molecular function: transmembrane transporter activity. NCBI's taxonomy places the organism in Eukaryota, Metazoa, Chordata, Mammalia, Artiodactyla, Bovidae.